This is a messenger RNA of Cimex lectularius (bed bug), 3259 nucleotides long. RefSeq names its product beta-1,4-mannosyltransferase egh. The coding region runs from base 240 to 1616 and encodes 458 amino acids. The transcript is spliced from 3 exons. Gene Ontology annotation, cellular component: cytoplasm. NCBI's taxonomy places the organism in Eukaryota, Metazoa, Arthropoda, Insecta, Hemiptera, Cimicidae. The record is from RefSeq and is a predicted model, not a curated record. Gene Ontology annotation, molecular function: beta-1,4-mannosyltransferase activity.
CGUAACCUAAAGGGAAUGUUACGGUUAAAAUUCCUAGUUGGGAUAUUAUACUGAUAAAUAACUAUUUCCAAUUGUUGAAAUUGUUUAAAUAUUUGAAAUUGGGCUUUUAUAGAGAGAAGGGUGUAAAAUGGGAAAACUGGUCAUCUAAUCGGGCCCGGUGUGACAUGAGGAGAACCGGUGUCACGCGGAUUGUUUGCUGAUUGACCGUGAGACGUCUCUCCUUUGAUUCCGGAUUUGAAAUGUUGAAGAGUGUGAUAAAACAUGGACUUCACUGUCUACUACUUUUCACAGUGAUUCUAGUUUUUGAAAUACUCUCCGGAGGGCUGCGAAUGAGUUCAAAAGAAGUGCCGGUGAUAGAUCCAUGGGCGACAUACGGAUUUUUAGGAACUGUUUUGCUUUAUGUGCUGAGACUGUUAGCAUUUUUACCGUUGCCACAAGUUCUACUUAAUUUCGCUGGUUUGACAUUGUACAAUGCUUUCCCUGAGAAAGUGGUUUUAAAAGGAAGCCCACUCCUGGCUCCUUUUAUUUGCGUGAGAAUCGUAACUCGUGGUGACUAUCCGCAAUUAGUGAGGACCAAUGUGUACAGGAACCUGACAAAAUGUCUAGAUGCCGGUUUAGAACAUUUCAUUAUAGAAGUUGUAACGGAUAAGCCUAUAAAUUUAACAAAAGAUCGUAGAAUCGUAGAAACAGUCGUACCAAAGGAUUAUAAAACAAAAAGCGGCGCUUUGUUCAAGGCUCGUGCACUUCAGUAUUGUUUAGAUGUUAAUGCCAAUGUGUUAUCAGAUAACGACUGGAUUGUCCAUUUAGACGAAGAAACACUUCUUACUGAAAACUCGAUCCGAGGGAUACUGAACUUUGUCUUAGAUGGAAAACAUUGUUUUGGGCAAGGGCUGAUAACGUACGCUAAUGAAGAAGUGGUCAACUGGGUGACAACACUAGCGGACAGCUUCAGAGUCGCUGAUGAUAUGGGAAAAUUGAGGAUGCAAUUUUCAUUUUUUCACAAGCCAUUGUUGAGUUGGAAAGGCUCUUAUGUUGUGACACAGAUGAAAGCUGAGCGAGAUGUGUCAUUUGACAAUGGACUGGAUGGCUCGGUCGCUGAAGAUUGCUUUUUUGCGAUGAGAGCAUUCAAACAAGGAUACACAUUUAACUUCAUCGAAGGAGAGAUGUGGGAGAAAUCCCCGUUCUCUCUAUGGGAUUUUGUUCAACAACGAAAGCGCUGGCUUCAGGGUAUAUUGUUGGUAGUACACAACAAAAACAUACCAUUGAAAAAUAAAUUUUUACUAGGUAUCACUUGUUAUUCGUGGGUAACUAUGCCUCUAUCAACAUCAAAUAUCAUACUCGCUUCUGUCUGUCCUAUCCCCUGCCCCCCGCUAAUGGAUUUCCUAUGUGCGUUCAUCGGUGCUGUCAGUAUUUACAUGUAUAUUUUUGGCGUUAUUAAAUCAUUCUCACUUUAUAGAUUUGGCAUAUUGAAAUUUUGCCUUUGCAUCUGUGGAGCUUUAGCAACGAUUCCUGUUAACAUAGUAAUUGAAAAUGUUGCCGUCAUAUUGGGUUUAAUCGGUAAAAAACACAAAUUCUACAUUGUAAAAAAAGAUUUAAGAUUUACAGAAACUGUUUAAAAAUUGUUAUAUUUUGUACAUUUAUCAGUUAUAUAUAUUUUUUUCUCUUUCAAUUAGCCAUUAUAAACCCCAAAACAAGUAUUGAUAACAGUCUCUUAAAUGGCAGCUUCUUACUUAUGUUAACAAAUGGCAUGGUAAAUAUGCCAGAACAUAACUGCACAAAAACUAACGGUUUUAUAUUUCAUAAUUUAUUAUGAAUUUAUUAAAAAAAAUAAUUUAUUUUAAAAAAAUUACUAGUAAAAAAAGUGUACAAGUAAAUCAUUACUAAAUAGGUCUUGUACAAGAAUAGCUUUCAAAAUUUGUUAAAACAAUUUAUUUAGAAUUUUUAUAUUAGAAACAAAUAUCUUCUCUAAUGUCAAAAUGUUUUAAGUAUUCAUGGGUGAGAUGUAUAAAACUGUAGUUUUGCUUUGGAAUGUUUUUUGAACCGUUUAAUGCUUGAAAUCUACGUUUGAUAUAACAGUCUGCAUAUUGUGCAUAAUUGAAACUUUUGAUUCUCUUCCUAGUUUCAUAUUAUAUGUAAGAGUAGGUUUAAAAAUGUGUAUUCGAUUUAUUUAGGCGCAUAGAGAUUAAUAUUUAUGAUACCAAAAUAAUUUAAAAGACUGAAAACCAAAGAAUUUUACUUUGAGUCUUUGCAUAUACAAAUUAUAGAAAUUAUGAGGCACUAUUUAUAAUUAUUUACAUUAUUGUUUGUAGAGAUUUUCAAAAUUUUCGGAAGAUUUGCAGUUGUAUUGUCGGAGAAGAAAUUAAAUUAUUAAAUCUACUUACUUUGGGUGUGUUGGAACUAAUCAGACCCAUAGGCUUUUUAUUUGUUUUAAGAGAUCAAUUUUUCGGGGGCAUCCUUGAAUCCUUGAAAUUAUUAAAAUUCAUACUGUCAUAAUGAAAUUAGCUAGUCAGUUAAAAGUUAUAUUGAUUUUUUUUUUACAUUUUGAAAGUAAAAUUUAAUAAUUUAAUUCACCAACCGAUCAAUUUAAAUUGGAUUUAUCAAUUUAAUUUCUCUUUUUUUUUGCCUUCAUUAAAUGUCAGAACCUUGUAGUUAUUAGCGUAACAUUUAAAAUGGACCAUCUGAUAUUAUUUGUGAACAAUUUGAUGAUUUUCCUCUUAUUUUAAUUAUUGUUAGAUAAAAAGUUUUUGUAGUUGAUUAUAGUAGCUGUUUUCUGUGUUGCAUAUGUUCAUAUAACUUUAAAUGGUAUGUUUGAGAUACGAGGGCUGCCAGGUCAUUAAAACUGUCAUACAACCAUAUCAUUUAUUAAAGUAAUUUAGAUUAUAAAAAAAUUACAUGAACAAUUUCUAAUAAUAGAAAUGCUUAAAAGAUAUUUUCUUUUCUAGACUUAAAAUUCAGAACAAAUUAGUUUACUUAUAUUUAUAUUGUAUACAUCCCCCCAAUAUAUUGUUUAAUAUAAUUUUGUUAAUAAUCUUAUUGGGAAAGAUUGCACUCUCACGAAUUUCCAUUGUUUUAACAUUUUCAGAAGAGUAUGAGAAAAAAAUUGUUUUAUUUAACAAUUGUUGCAGUAAGAAAAUUGAAUUUUUGUCAAUACAUAAAAUAUAACUCACUGAAGAUGCAACCAGACGAUGAAAAACAGAAAAGCUGAGCUAGUUGGAAUGGAGCUUAUCCUUCACAUGCAGGCAAUUUCCAUUACUUUCAU